This is a messenger RNA of Hevea brasiliensis (rubber tree), 2692 nucleotides long. Its product is annotated as glucan endo-1,3-beta-glucosidase 14. Gene Ontology annotation, cellular component: plasma membrane. Bases 260 to 1552 code for a protein of 430 amino acids. Gene Ontology annotation, molecular function: hydrolase activity, hydrolyzing O-glycosyl compounds. Lineage: Eukaryota; Viridiplantae; Streptophyta; Magnoliopsida; Malpighiales; Euphorbiaceae. The record is from RefSeq and is a predicted model, not a curated record. The transcript is spliced from 3 exons. Gene Ontology annotation, biological process: carbohydrate metabolic process.
AUUUUAUGCGAAUAAAACCUCAAGAAACCAAAAUUCCCAAAACCCCCUCUCCACUCCUCCUAACGCAGACCGCACUCUCAAAGUCCCACAGAAUACGUCCGCCAAAAAGAGCUUCCUCUGCUCUCCUGUCCGCUCUUCUGCAUAUACCCUGAAUUUUUUGACACAGAUUUGUGUCCAAACUUAAGAUUCUUAUACAGACCGAAAUAUAGAUAGAGCAAUUGAUGGGUAGAAGUAGAGUUGGAACUUAUGAAUGUAGGAAAUGAAAAGUGGAUAUUUUUUAGGUUCUUUUUCAAUGCGUUAUGGCAUGCCAGCAGUUGAAGAAGAAGAAGAAGCAGCAUCAUUACAGUUGCUGUUUAGGAAGUUUUUAUUCACAUCUAGAUCUUUGCCUAAAAGAUUUGAUGAUUCUUUCUUUACCAAGGCAAUGAAAAGUAUGCAUCGGUUCUUGUUUAUCUUCUUGCUCUUCUUUGCUCCAAUUGAACCUAUAACAGUUCAAGCAUUCACUGGAACAUAUGGAAUAAAUUAUGGAAGAAUUGCUGAUAACAUCCCUUCACCUGAUGAAGUUGUUACACUUCUUAGGGCAGCAAAGAUAAGGAAUGUUCGGAUUUAUGAUGCUGAUCAUAGUGUUCUCAAAGCAUUUAGUGGGAGUGGGCUUGAACUUGUGGUCGGGCUUCCAAAUGACUAUGUGAAAGAAAUGAGCGCUAAUGCAAGCCAUGCCAUGGCUUGGGUUAAAGAAAAUGUGCAGGCAUUUCUCCCGAAAACAAGUAUUCAAGGUAUUGCUGUAGGGAAUGAAGUUCUAGGAGGAAAUGAUUAUGAACUCUGGGGAGCUCUUUUGGGUGCGACUAAAAAUGUUUACAAUGCCUUGAAGAAGCUUCAUUUAGCUGAUGUAGUUCAGAUUACUACUGCACAUUCGCAAGCUGUAUUUGCGAAUUCCUAUCCUCCCUCUUCGUGUGUAUUUAGAGACAAUGUUUCUCAAUUCAUGAAGCCACUUUUGGAGUUCUUCUCUCAGAUUGGCUCCCCAUUCUGCUUGAAUGCUUAUCCAUUCCUGGCCUAUAUGAGUGAUCCGGAGAAUAUUGAUAUUAAUUAUGCUCUUUUUCAGAAAACUCAGGGUAUUUAUGAUCCAAAAACUGAUCUGCACUAUGAUAACAUGCUUGAUGCUCAGAUUGAUGCAGCCUAUGCUGCAUUAGAAGAUGCUGGAUUUAAAAAGAUGGAAGUCAUAAUUACUGAGACAGGCUGGGCUUCACAUGGAGAUGAUAAUGAAGCUGCAGCAACAGCUGAUAAUGCAAGAAUGUAUAAUUAUAACCUGCGCAAAAGGCUUGCAAAAAAGAAAGGUACUCCUCUCAGGCCAAAAAUUGUCGUAAAGGCAUAUAUUUUUGCGAUAUUUAAUGAGGAUUUGAAACCUGGGCCAACUUCUGAGAGGAAUUAUGGACUGUUCAAGCCUGAUGGAAGCAUUUCAUAUGAUAUUGGGUUUGAUGGACUUAAAUCUUCAUCUGCAGAUUCAUCGCUUUUGUCUAUGAAGAACCGAUGUGGGACGCAUCACUCCCGACCUCUUUAGACUGAACGUCCUUGUGAAGCAACCGGGGUCAUUACUCCUUCACGCCGACAUCUCCUGAAGAGCGUCUGGGAACCUUUGUACAUCAGGGAACCUUUGUAACCUUUGUACAUUAGGGAACCUUUGUACAUGGCCCACUGACUCAUACAGAGUGAGGCUCUAAUAUCAAAUGAUAUGAAUCUGCUUAAUUUUAUUUUAAAAGCUAGCUUACAAGGGGAGAUUUGCAAACCCAUAUAUAUAACACCCAAGACCUCCCUGCAGAACCGAUGGGGGAUGCAUUAGAGUUGGCUGUGUGCAUUUGAAAAUUGAAACAUACAAAAGUAAGUGUGUGUGUGUGUGUAAUAGAAAAGCUCUGUAAAGAAACCUGCAACAAUUCUUGCUUAAAAUCCCUUUUCUUCUCACUUUUCAACAGAAAAAUCCAUGUCUGAAUCAAUCCAACUAACAACACUUGACCUCGUCUUGCCUGACUUCAUAAGUGACUUGCUGUAAAAGGGAUUAUAAUAGGAGAAAGCUAGAACGUUUGAGCAUUGAUUGAUGCAGUCUUGUUUUGAGUUGACCAUUGCUACAUGUAAAAUGAUCUUCAACCUUACCAGUUAAAAUCUGGAUCAGUCUCUAAAAUUCUGAGCUGCUACUCGCCACUGAACUUUUCAUCUUACCACUAGUAGGGUGGUCCUUGGCCUAAAAAAAAAUGAGGACAGGUGUUAAUUCGUAGAUUAGAUUGCAAAUAAGAAUGAUGAGCAUAUCUCUACCUUUUUCUCUAAUUUUCAGAGCCCAACUUGUUCUGCAUCUUUAGUAUAUUAUUGUUUGUCAUUUUGAAGGUCAAACUAUAAAUCAAGCCCUGCAGCUGAUCUUAUUCUUUAAUGUGAACAAAAUUGUUACAUUUUGCUCUGCAUACACUGCCUUUUUCUCUUUUUUCUUCGAACCUAAUUCUCAGAAUUACACAGUAACUAAAUUACCCAAGCACUGGUUUGAGUUUAUUUGAGCAUCUUUAGUAUCAGUUUAUCUGAUACAUCAUCAGCCAAAAUGUAAUAUAUUUACUAAAUGCACCAAAAAAGUGAUCUAUGGUGUGAUGAUCUCUAUAUGGAAAAUAAAUUAUUAAUUUAAAAUAGGCAUUUUCAUUGUUGAAUAUUAUUUGGAUAAUAA